AUGCUCGCUCUUGCGGAAGCCGCGGUCACAGAACGAGCAGACGUGCGGGCUGCAGGCGGGGGCGGCCACGUGAAGGCAGACCUCGUCGGUGUCUCGGGCUUUGUUGCGUCGGGGUUUGGAGACGCCUGUCCUGUGGUUCGGCCUUCUCCAUCAGAGCGUACCGGAAACAGCCUUCCGCCAUACGUCACGACAAGCACACUGGCGAAGGAUAGCGAUGAUUCGGAACCCGGACGUUACUUGUAUCCAUGGCCUGACACGACUCUAGCAGAGCUUCUCGUGCACGAUGCAGCGGCGGGAGCCCCUGUGCGCGGUGUUUGCGAAUGGAACGACAAUGUAUCUUCACACCCAGUCACCGAGAGGGUCAUAGACUCGAUCGUCAACGAAAGCCGUAGCUCGUCUCAGCACACUGCUCUUGGUCCUGAUAUUGCAGACACGGCCGACGCAGGUCCGGGAGGUGAGAGCUUCAGUGGGUUUCUUCCAACGCUUUUUGACGAUGAUCUGGAUGCAUUUCAAUUCGACGACAUUUUCCAGGGAGGCUCGGAAGCCGACUUGGACAACUUCUUCGCCAACAUCUUCAGCGCGCCCUCUUUUCCUCGCGGCAGCCCCCACGACGCCGCUACAACAAUAGCUCCUCUCAACGAAGAGUUUAUUUCCCAAUAUCGAAGCCAUGUCGAAAUUCUGAGCGGCUACUACCGACUGAUACAUCCCGUCUUCCCUAUCCUCCCGCCACCUCUAGAAGACGGUAGCGCGAGUCUGACGGAUGUGCACGUUCAGGAAGACAUCCAGCUGGCGGCCUCAUCUCCCCUGAUGCUAGCGUUGCACGCACUGCUCAUUCUUAUCCCAGACCCAGGAUCCGACGAGACUUUCAGCGAAGAUGAGCGUCAAAGUCGAGCCAGCGUGUCGCAAACCCUGUUCCAGCGCGCGCUUGAGGCAUUGGAGCUUACCUCGCAGACUCAAAUCGCGGGAGUUGGUUUACUCUCAGUCUCCAACUUCCACCCACACGUCCCCAGAGAGUCCGAGACUCCGCUUGCCUGUUGCGUGCUGGGCCUGUAUCAGUAUCUUCACCCAGGAGACUUACAGGAGAUGACCGCGCUCUCCUGGAGGGCAUUCGAUAUGUCAACAAGUCUUUGCUUGGAUGGCAAGGCAGAAACAUCCGGCCGGUUUGCUGAAUCGUUGCGGAGGACAUGGUGGAUGAGCUACUUGUGUGUUUGCAAUGCUACAAUCGUGAACUGCAAGCUCUGGGUGCACUACAUCCGCGCCGAAGAGGCUCUUGUUGCCGCUACCUUACUCCUUGUCGCACUGCUCAGGGGAUUCGCUUCAGAGUCCGAAGUGUCCGCGUUCCAUCGAGAUAUUGGCAUUCUCGACCGGGUUAUAUUGCAUCAGCUGGGAUCAAUCGGCUCCCAUGGUAUCUCUGGGUCCGACCUUUUUGACUCUCCCGAAGCCAGGCUUGCCGUGUGUCUGCGAACAACAGGUCGUGCCAGACUAAUGAGCGCGCGCAUCAAGCUGCACAGAUAUCGGGCUUUCAUGGGCCAUCCACGAAUACUGAAGAGGUUUGCGGCGGUCACUCCGAUGCAAUCCUCCGAGCGUGGUUCGGCCAUCGAUACGCGGAGAGGGGAAGAAUUCUCCGGUAGGGCCGCCCAGAUGUUCCCUUUCUCGAGCGAGCACUCCCACAGGGUCUGCUUGGAGUCGGCUACGGCUAUCGCUCAUGGCUUCGACCGCCUGAGGUCGUUGGGAAUCCGCGCAACUCCGACGGCCUGCUCGUCAAACCUUGCCGGCUUCACUCUGAUGAUGAUAUCCCACUUCCAGACGUCCACGCCGGGGGCAGCUGGCUCCGAGGUCACGCGGCAAGAGGUCCAGAGGCUGUGCAAAGAGGGAGUUGACGCUGCCAUUAGCGCUCUUGGACAGUUUUCGGGGCAUUUCGGAUUCGUCAAGGCGCUCAAAGGUAGAGAAAAGCCUAUCAACUUCUGA
Messenger RNA from Colletotrichum higginsianum IMI 349063, 1968 nucleotides. Its product is annotated as C6 zinc finger domain-containing protein. The coding region runs from base 1 to 1968 and encodes 655 amino acids. The transcript has 11 exons. The record is from RefSeq and is a predicted model, not a curated record. Lineage: Eukaryota; Fungi; Ascomycota; Sordariomycetes; Glomerellales; Glomerellaceae.